AUGAUCACUGACGAGAAUCGCGACACAGAGUUCCCCGGCGUGGUUGUAAAACCAGUGGGCAACUUCCGAUCGCAGGCCGAGUUCACGUUCCAGACCCUCCGCUGCAACGUUGACCGUCUCAAGCUGAUCCAGCUGGGCAUCACCUUCACUGACGAGCACGGAAACACACCAAAAGACGUGUGCACAUGGCAGUUUAACUUCAAGUUCAGCCUAUCAGAGGAUACAUACGCACAGGAUUCGAUCGACUUGUUGACACGCUCUGGCAUCAAUUUCAUGCGGUUUGAAGCCGACGGCAUUGAUGUCCACCACUUUGCCGAGUUGCUCAUUCCCUCUGGCAUCGUGCUGAACGAUCAAAUCAAAUGGAUUUCCUUCCACAGUGGAUACGACUUUGCAUACUUGCUCAAGGUUCUAACGUGCACCGCGCUGCCAACGGAAGAAUCAGACUUUUUCUCCUUGUUGUACUUGUACUUCCCCUGCAUUUAUGACAUCAAGUUCAUGAUGCGAAGCUGCAAGCACUUGAAGGGCGGCCUGCAAGACGUCAGCGACGACCUGGAGGUGGAGCGAUACGGCCCUCAACACCAAGCGGGCAGCGACAGCAUGCUGACCGCGUUCGCCUUCUUCAAGAUGCGACAGCUCUUCUUUGAGGACAACAUUGACGACUCCAAGUUCCAAGGCCACAUUUACGGUCUCGGCACAUCCUACCUCAGCAAGUUGGAAGGGCCAGCAUCAAGCGCCACCACGCCCGCCACCAGCGGAGCCCCAUACUCACCUUCAACCACCCCUGGAGCAGGCAGCAACGGCACCUACGCCGCCAGCAGUGCUCCCGGCACACCACCCAGCAACUACGGCCUCAACGGCGGUGCCAAGCCGUUCAGUAACGCCGUCCCUCAGUCUCCAAGCACGGUCAUGGCCAACAAUGUCGUGAAUGCACGAAAGUACUAAAAACUGGGCGAGUUUUCAAGAUGCACACAUGUGUCUGCUGUCUGGGCUCUCCUCAGUUUUUUUGCUUCUCCCACCCCUCCCGUUGAAUGAUGUCCUUGUUGCUUCUUGUUCUGGUCUGCUGUGCGUUUACAUGUAAGACCUUUUUGUUCGUUUGGGUUUCUUUUUGUCGACUUUUUGUGAUCUGGAUGCCAUUGACUCUUAUUUUCAAACAAAAAAAAGAAGAAAACGUUGAAAGAUA
Molecule: messenger RNA, 1180 nt
Organism: Capsaspora owczarzaki ATCC 30864
Lineage: Eukaryota; Filasterea; Ministeriida; Capsasporidae
Product: ccr4-associated factor
Exons: 4
Coding region: 1-942 (313 amino acids)
Cellular component (GO): P-body; CCR4-NOT complex; CCR4-NOT core complex
Molecular function (GO): poly(A)-specific ribonuclease activity; nucleic acid binding
Source: RefSeq, a predicted model, not a curated record